CGUUAUGAUGUUCGCACAGCGGAGAGUCCACGUGUGAGCGCGCACACGACACGCGUCGAGCAAAAAACUCGCAAAACUUUUCCGAUUUCCUUGUGUGAGAGUGUGUGUUAGUUGUUGGCGAUGAACUUUCGGACUUUGAGUGCUGCGACACGCUGUGUUUGGAAUAAAUCGCCGGUGGCCAUUCGCAACGAAACAAACGCUCAGAUUUUGAUCGACCUAUAAGCUACGCUUUUGCUUCCACCGCGGACUUUGUUUACGCACGAAGAACUGGAAUUAUUUACACUUCUACAAGUCUGCGUUACAUUUUCAACGGCGUUAAAUUUUAAGAUUCACAAAUGAAAUGAAAUCACAUCGAAAAAAGUUCUCAACAACAUGAAAGUGGUUGCGGAAAAAAUGGAAAGCGAUGACGACGACGGCUACUACAACCAGCGUGCAUGCUGCUGCAGAUCGAUGUAACCGAAGCGUGGGCGAGCAGAAUGUACCGGCCGGUGCGCAUUUUUCAACUCGUUGUCCUCCUUGGUUUCUGGCUGCGUGUGCUCGUCGCCGACUGCCCACGCCUUUGCGAGUGCAAGUGGAAGAGCGGGAAGGAGUCGGUGAUAUGCCUCAGCGCCAAUCUGUCCGUGGUGCCGAUGCACCUGGACGCCGGCACGCAGAUACUCGAUCUGACUGCCAACAAUCUCGUCGCCAUAAAGCACGACGAAUUCAGCCAGGCUGGGCUGCUCAACCUGCAGAAGAUUUACGUGUCCAAGUGUCGCCUGAAGACGAUCGAUCGCUACGCGUUUCGGAAUUUAAUAAAUCUCGUCGAGUUGGAUCUCAGCUAUAACGCGCUGGCGGCGGUGCCAUCGCACGCGCUUGACUCGAUACCGGAGCUGCGAGAGUUGAAACUGAGCGGGAAUCCGAUCCAGCGGGUCGGGCACGACGCCUUCGUGCACGUGCCGCAGUUGGUGCGCCUGGAGAUGUCCGAUUGUAAAAUUUCCAGCAUCGAAACACGCGCGUUCAAAGGCCUAGAUCGUUCGUUGGAAUGGUUGAAGUUGGAUAAGAAUAAACUCGUCGAUGUGGGUGCUAGUUCGUUAACUAUUUUAGAAAACCUCCACGGAUUAGAAUUAGCUGGUAAUCCAUGGAAUUGUUCAUGUGGUCUACGUCCACUUCGGGAAUGGAUGGUGAGGCGUAAUGUACCCUAUGGUAUACCUCCUGUUUGCCAACAGCCAAAAAGACUCCAAGCCAGACCUUGGGACAAACUGGAUCUAGAUGAAUUCGCUUGCGUCCCGGAGAUCUUUGCGUACGAUUCCAAGGCGCAUGGCAUCGAGGGACGCAACGUCACGAUGACGUGCCGGAUUACCGGCAUACCGGAGCCGAACGUGCGGUGGAUGCUCAAGAACAAAGUGAUCGCCAAUCUGUCCGGCACGCCGUAUUCGAACGGCAAAAAGUUGUACAUUGUGCAUUUAGAGAAUAGUUCCAGUGAUCUGACGAUACUCGCGGCGGACGUGCAGGACGCGGGUGUAUACGUGUGCGCGGCGGAAAACAAAGCCGGGCGGGUUGAAGCCAGUGUAACACUAGCGGUGUCGCGUAAGCCACCCGAUGGCCCGCUGGGCAGUAAAGCUCUACUGAUAAGUGUAAUCGCCGGCGUUCUCUUCGUGCUAUCGGUGUGUCUCGUCUCGCUGUGCGUGUUCACGCUGCGCAAAAAGAAUAUGAACAGGUGGCGGAAUCGGACGUGUCGCAGCGGUGAGGACGAUUACGAAAAGAUCGAAAUGGGCCGCAAGCCCGCGGAGAACGCGAACGGCCGCGUUAAUACCGGCGAAUUAGCAUUGGUGAGCAGAAAGAAUGGGGAUUAUCGAGUAGUGCCGGGUGCUGAUACCGAUCAGGAGCAGGAGGAGGACGACGACGACCCCAAUCAUGCGGCGGCCAAAAAACAACGCGAGACUACGUUCUGGAAUCCGCCGCUGCACGACACCAAGAUCGAGACCCAAUGGGACUCGGGCGAUCGGCUAAUAGAUAAUCAAGAGGAUUUACACAUUCCUCGCCGUUCCAAACUCUCCACACCAGAGACAAGUGUUGCUCUUUUUUCUAGAGACGAUUUAAUGAAAAAUCCCACUUUGACGUCUGGUACAUAUAAUGCGUAUCAGAUGCCGUCGACGUCCACCGGACGCACGCUUCCAUCCCUUCCGAUCAGUCAACGUAGCAAAACAAAAGAACCCACGAUAUACACCUCAACAUUCUCGACGGAUUUGUCCAGCCUGCUGGAGAGCGACGAGAAAAAGUACCCGGACCUGAUCGAGAACUCGCCCAAUAAAUCCAACAACAACUUUGUGCCCACUAAGGCCAAUAGUGAAGGUGGUAGUGUCAACGACAUCAAUGAAUUAUUCUGUACGCUACCCAGAAAGAGGGCGCUGGCCCAUAACUCGAGAUAUACAAGCACGGAUAGUCAAUCACCAUUACUGGCGGAUAGCAGGUAUGGCAGCAGUGGUGGUGAGAGCAGUUCCUCGUCUUCACGACGCCUCAGCGACCCGCAUAAAUACCCCAACCUGAAUAAAACCAGAGUCAAUCAUGCCAAUCAAGGCAGGUCCAAUAGUUACAUGAAUCUGACUGGGGACACCCGUCAGAGGACCUCUGUCCCACCAUCACCAAUUCGAGAAAGAGAGAUGUCAGCACUCCAGGCUGGUAAUUGCACUCCCCUGCUGGAUAUCGCUGCUCUUGAACAUCGUAUUGCUAUUGCUAGACAACCUACACCAUCACCUAGCAAUCCCCAGCCCCAGACGACCAACCUCAAUACCUACGACUACCAUGCAGCUCAACUGGAGCGCUUCCUCGAAGAGUAUCGCACGCUGCAAAAGGAGCUCACACGGAUGAAGGAGACGUGCGACAAUAUGAGACAGGACAAAUACCUUGAUCCGAUGCACAAUAGCCUACCGGUGUCGCCGUCAACGUCCGAACAGCUUAAACCCACAUCGCCCAACUCGAACAAUCCGGGCGCGCUCAGCACGGUCAACAACUUCGACAGUGAUCUGACGCGCUAUUUGCUAAAGUCCUCACCGAAAUCAAUUAAUAACAGCGGACUAUUUAACAAUUAAGCGGACGCAUCACUUUGUACAUAACAUACAUUGACAUAAACAUAAACAGAGAAAAGUCUAACAACCUUAACACAAAUGUAAAACAAUUAAACAAACUUGAUUGAUAUAAUUACCUAAAA
Messenger RNA from Dalotia coriaria, 3187 nucleotides. RefSeq names its product kekkon 3 (gene kek3). The record is from RefSeq and is a predicted model, not a curated record. Bases 435 to 3068 code for a protein of 877 amino acids. The transcript is spliced from 6 exons. NCBI's taxonomy places the organism in Eukaryota, Metazoa, Arthropoda, Insecta, Coleoptera, Staphylinidae. Gene Ontology annotation, molecular function: protein binding.